This is a messenger RNA of Aspergillus calidoustus, 459 nucleotides long. The record is from the annotation of a GenBank genome assembly. NCBI's taxonomy places the organism in Eukaryota, Fungi, Ascomycota, Eurotiomycetes, Eurotiales, Aspergillaceae.
AUGGAUAGGCGUCAUCUUACUGUGGUGGAGACACCUGAAGAAGCCGAUUACGCUCUUCUCCGUCUUGGGGCUCCCUAUGAACCGCGAAACGGCACGGUCGAGAGGAAUUUCCACGCCGGGUCCCUGACCUACCCUCCAAGCGAGCAGGAGCGUCAGGCAGCGAUUUACAGAAGCGUCCCAACCAUUGUUGACAUGCUCCUGGACCGACCCGCCAUUAUACCUGAAGUCGUCGAAGGCACCUCCGCGCUUCUUGGCAGCUAUGGCAGCAGCCCAGAUGCGUUCCUAGAUAUCGUCUUUGGCAUUGCUGCACCCGAGGGCAAACUUCCUUUUGACUUACCCCGGUCAAUGGAGGCUGUGAGAGCGAGCAUGGAGGACGUGCCGUUCGAUACUCGUGACCCGGUGUUCAAGUUUGGCCAUGGUCUGAGCUAUUCCACCGGCUGUUCGCCUAAACCUACAUAG